GGGGCUCCGGUACCUGUCUCCCGCUAUCCCGGCACAGCUGUCGGCCUCGGCACCUUCCUCUCCACGUCGCCGCCCGUUCCGCUUCUGCCGCGUCACGACCAGCCGGCUGUUUCUCCCCAGCGGUCGUUUUUUUGAAUGGUACAAGUUUUUAUAAAUGUUUGCGUGAAGCAAAGAAGAGGAAAGAUGGCGUCCACAAAACAAAAGAUGAGCAAAAACAAGGACGAUGUGCCCUGUGAAUUGGAGAGCCAGUCCAUACUCCGACUGCCUCCGGAAUAUGCUUCUACUGUACGGAGGGCAGUCCAGUCCGGAAGUGUUGCCCUGAAGAACCAGCUCACCAUUGAGUUGCAUGCAGAUGGGCGCCAUGGGAUCUUGCAUGUUGACUGUGUCCUGUUAGCUGCCAAGCUGGUGGACUUGCCUUGCAUCAUAGAGAGCCUAAAAACCAUUGAUAAGAAAACUUUCUAUAAGACUGCAGAUGUUUGUCAGAUGCUUGUGUGCACUGUGGAUGGUGAAUUGUACCCCCCUUUGGAAGAGCCAGCUGCAAGUACAGACCCUAGAGCCAACAAGAAGAAGGACAAGGAUCGGGAGAAGUUCAUUUGGAACCACGGCAUCACUCUCCCAUUGAAGAACGUGAGGAAGAGGCGGUUUAGAAAGACAGCCAAGAAGAAGUACAUCGAGUCUCCUGAUGUGGAGAAGGAAGUGAAGUGCCUGCUGAGCAUGGAUGCUGAAGCUGUCAGUGUCCGCUGGGAAAUCAUUGCAGAAGAUGAAACAAAAGAAGCAGACCACCAUGGUUCCCUCACAGGCUUGGAUAUUUCUUCCCCGGGGAUGUCCGGACACAAGCAGGGCCACGGUUCAUCAGAACAUGAUGAACUCAGAGAGAUAUUUAUUGACAUCAGUAGCAGUAGUGAAGAUGAAGACGAGAGGGAUCACCAUGACGAUGAAGACCUAAACAUCAUAGAUACAGAAGAAGAUCUGGAGAGGAGGUUGCAAGGCAAGCUGAACGAAUCAGAUGGACAGCAGCAAGAAAAUGAAGGGACCAACCAGAUAGCACUGGGGAUCCAGAAGCAGAUCGACAAUCUGAAAGACACGCUUCAAGAGACUCAGGAGCGCAGGAAGCGCCAAGAAGAUCUCAUUAUGAGGGUAGAGAACCUGGCUCUCAAGACCCGUCUCCAAGCUGUGCUGGAUGAGUUCAAACAGCAAGAAGAGCGUGAGAAGCAGGAGUUGGCCUCUCUUCAGGAGCAGCUGGAAGCCCUCAUGGAGAAGUGAGGCUGGAGCUGAAAC
This is a messenger RNA of Gekko japonicus, 1278 nucleotides long. RefSeq names its product TATA-box binding protein associated factor 7 (gene TAF7). Gene Ontology annotation, biological process: RNA polymerase II preinitiation complex assembly; transcription initiation at RNA polymerase II promoter. Bases 136 to 1263 code for a protein of 375 amino acids. The transcript has a single exon. The record is from RefSeq and is a predicted model, not a curated record. Gene Ontology annotation, cellular component: transcription factor TFIID complex. Lineage: Eukaryota; Metazoa; Chordata; Lepidosauria; Squamata; Gekkonidae. Gene Ontology annotation, molecular function: RNA polymerase II general transcription initiation factor activity.